CGCCGCACCACCCCUGGGAGCAGGUGGCAGCGCCGCCAGGGGUAGCCAAGGCCUGCGGGGAGCGCAGGCGUGCGGGGGCGCGCACGGGGAGGCGCGGAGCCGGCGGCGCCACAGGCCGCGGGGAGCGGGGAGCGGGGGGCGGGCCCCAGCAAGCGGGCCUCCGCGCGGCACUUGGCACGCAAGCGCAGACGGGCCGCGGGGCCCGGAGGCACACAGGAGGGGGAGCGAGAAAGAGGGGGGUGUGGAACGUAUUUCCGCUCUGGCGGACAAAUAAUACCGGCCAAAGGGGAGGCCAGGCCGUCCGGCCCUUUAAUCGUGUGGGGGGGCUGGCGAAGAAAGGGGGGUCGGGAACGGGGGAAUCCUGCUCCUUUAAUUCCCUCCCCUCUUCCUCCUCCCCGAGUUCUCGCCGACGCCGCCGCGCGCGGGGCCUGGAACACACGGCACGAGCCGCCCCCGCCCCUCCCCCCUUACGCCCACGCGGAGCCGGCCCCGCGCGCGCGCCCCGUGCACCCCCGCGCCUGCGCGCUGCCCAGGCCCUGCCCGUGCGUGGGGGCGCAGCCGACCCCGGGGGGGUGGGGGAAAUAGGGGGGGAAAAAAACAGCGCGCGGAACCGGGCCAGGGUUGCCCACCCCCGCCACAAUGGCCUCUGGGGUGGAAGUCCUGCGCUUCCAGCUGCCCGGCCACGAGGCCGCUACACUGCGGAACAUGAACCAGCUCCGUGCAGAGGAGCGGUUCUGCGACGUGACCAUUGUGGCCGACAGCCUCAAGUUCCGCGGCCACAAGGUCAUCCUGGCCGCCUGCUCACCGUUCCUGCGGGACCAGUUCCUACUGAACCCCAGCUCUGAGCUGCAGGUUUCACUGAUGCACAGUGCACGCAUAGUGGCGGACCUGCUCCUCUCCUGCUACACGGGUGCCCUGGAAUUCGCCGUCAGGGACAUCGUUAACUACCUGACGGCUGCCUCCUACCUGCAGAUGGAGCACGUGGUGGAGAAGUGCCGGAAUGCCCUCAGCCAGUUCAUUGAGCCCAAAAUAGGCCUCAAAGAGGAUGGGGUCAGCGAUGCUAGCCUUGUGAGCAGUGUCAGUGCCACCAAAUCCCUCCUUCCUCCUGCCAGGACCCCAAAGCCAGCCCCCAAGCCCCCACCCCCACCCCCUCUACCCCCUCCCCUCCUUCGGCCUGUGAAGCUGGAGUACCCGCUGGAUGAGGACCUGGAGCUGAAGGCCGAGGAAGAGGAUGAGGAUGAGGAUGAGGACGUGUCUGAUAUCUGCAUCGUCAAGGUGGAGUCGGCCCUGGAGGUGGCACACAGGCUCAAACCUCCUGGAAGCCUGGGAGGUGGGCUGGGCAUUGGAGGCUCCGUGGGCAGCCACCUUGGGGAGCUGACCCAGAGCAGCGUGCCCCCCAGCACUGUGGCCCCACCGCAGGGUGUGGUGAAAGCCUGCUACAGCCUGUCCGAGGACGCGGAAGGGGAGGGCCUGCUGUUGAUCCCCGGAGGCCGGGCCAGUGUGGGGGCCACCUCGGGCCUGGUGGAGGCAGCAGCGGUGGCCAUGGCUGCCCGGGGGGCGGGGGGCAGCCUAGGGGCUGGGGGGAGCCGGGGACCCCUGCCCGGGGGCUUCUCCAGUGGAAACCCCCUAAAGAACAUCAAGUGCACCAAGUGCCCAGAAGUGUUCCAGGGCGUGGAGAAGCUGGUCUUCCACAUGCGGGCACAGCACUUCAUCUUCAUGUGCCCCCGCUGCGGCAAGCAGUUCAACCACAGCAGCAACCUCAACCGCCACAUGAACGUGCACCGCGGCGUCAAGUCGCACUCGUGUGGCAUCUGCGGCAAGUGCUUCACGCAGAAGUCCACGCUGCACGACCACCUCAACCUCCACUCGGGAGCGAGGCCCUAUCGCUGCUCCUAUUGCGACGUGCGCUUCGCCCACAAGCCUGCCAUUAGGCGGCACCUCAAGGAGCAGCACGGCAAGACCACGGCUGAGAACGUGCUAGAGGCCAGCGUGGCUGAGAUCAACGUCCUCAUCCGCUAGCGUUAGCGGGGCAGGCAGCUGGGUCCCUGGGCUGGGUGAGAAGGGGGCUCUCUGGCCCAGGAGAAUAGGGGGGUGGGGGUCAGGGGCAGGCAGGUACGGUGGGGAACCUGAGCAGACACACAUCCUGAGGGAGGGGCCGAGGAUUCCUUGGAGAGAAGACCCUGGCUCUUCAGAAGAAAAGAAUGGAGGAGGAGAGGGUUCUUUAAGAAGGCCAAGGGAAUACGGAGUCAAAGAGAAAGAUUUUCUUUUCUUAGUUGUGCAUGGAUAUGUGGAGAGAGGAAAAGGGUCCUAUACAAAUGAGGAGGAAAAAAGACUGGAAACUGUUUUAUUCUUGGGGUAAGGCUGCCCAGGGAGAGAUUCUGACAUUUCUUGA
This is a messenger RNA of Equus quagga, 2392 nucleotides long. RefSeq names its product zinc finger and BTB domain containing 12 (gene ZBTB12). Bases 640 to 2019 code for a protein of 459 amino acids. NCBI's taxonomy places the organism in Eukaryota, Metazoa, Chordata, Mammalia, Perissodactyla, Equidae. The record is from RefSeq and is a predicted model, not a curated record. Gene Ontology annotation, molecular function: protein binding; DNA-binding transcription factor activity, RNA polymerase II-specific; RNA polymerase II cis-regulatory region sequence-specific DNA binding. Gene Ontology annotation, biological process: regulation of transcription by RNA polymerase II. The transcript is spliced from 2 exons.